UAUAUAUCCAUGUAAAUAGUAAACAUCUUCUUUGAGGACAAAUACAUGCACAGAAUACUAUUAGGUGGACGUACUCCCACAAAACAUACAACUUCAGUGACACAUGCAACCCUCUCCUAGCAGCAGACUCUCUGCCUGACGUGCUACACUACUCCAUCACCAUAACAGCCAUUGUCACACCAUUACAGCAGCACUUACAAUGGAUCUUUCUACAACAAUACAUCUUUCUCUUUCUCACUGAAUAACCAAUGAUAUAAUUAUCAAAAAGGUUCAUAUAUAGGCAUAUCUGGACAUCCUUUGGUGAACUGUCAAUGAACAACAAUAUGUUCCUGUCGUUGUCCAUUCUAUUGUCAAUGGUCCACUGUGUCCUGACCAUAGACCUUACCUACCAUGUGGAAGAAGAGAGAAGUCCAGGAACAUAUGUAGCAGACAUUGCUGCCGAUUCUAAACUUUUAGACAAUGUUAAACCAUCUGACCAACAUUUGAUAACAUUCAGUCAAUUCAAACGAAAGGUGGCACAGUUAUUUAAUAUCACCAAAACAGGUAAACUUUACACUGCUCAGACACUGGAUGCAGAAGAUCUCUGCACGUUCAACAAAGAAUGUUCCAGAACUAUGAAGGUUGUUGUCAAUAAAGGAACCAGUGUUUCAAAAAUAUUAAAAAUCAAAAUAGUAAUAGAGGACAUCAAUGACCAUCACCCUGAAUUUCCAAAAGCUCAAAUUUCUUUGAAGUUCUCUGAGACAGAUGGAAAAGGCACAAAACAAUCUCUGCCAAAUGCUAUGGACAAAGAUGUAGGAUUCGAAAAUUCAUUAAUACAAUAUAAAUUAAAAUCAAAGAAUGGAGAACCAUUCUCUCUGUCAGUGUCUAAAAGAGCGGAUGGUAUUUCUUCUCUUAAUAUGGUUUUAAAAGAAUCAUUAGAUAGAGAAAUCAAAGAUACAUAUUUAUUACAGGUCAUAGCUAAAGAUGGAGGUUCACCAGCAAAACAAGGGACUUUGAAUAUAAAUAUCUCUGUAACAGAUGAAAAUGACAACCUACCAGAGUUUUCUAAACCUUUAUAUAAUAUAUCCAUACAAAGCACACAUCACAAGUCUAAACCCAUCAUUGUUUUAUCUGUAACGGAUGCUGAUUCUGGUGAAAAUGGUAAAAUUACUUUCCAUUUCAGUCCAAAGACAUCAGAUCUAGCAAAAAGCUAUUUUCAGUUAAAUGAAACUAGUGGAAGCAUUUUAUUAAGCAAAUAUACUAGUCUAAGUAAAAAAAAAACUUAUGAAUUGUUUAUAGAAGCGAGGGAUGGGGGCACUCCACCCUUUAGUUCUAUAGCAACAGUUCUGGUAAAUAUUAUCAAUCAACACAACAAUCCUCCAUCUAUUGAUAUUGAUUAUGUUUCUGCAAUCAAUGACAACACAGCUACCAUCUCUGAAAACAUCAAAGUCGGUAGUUUCAUUGCUUAUGUGAUGGUCACUGACAAUGAUGUGGGACAAAAUGGAGAGGUCAGCUGUGAUAUCAAACAUGAUACGUUCAAACUACAGUCAAUGGGAUCUAAAGAAUAUAAAAUCAUUCUAAACAAACCAGUGGACAGAGAAACACAAGGACACUAUAACAUUCCUGUCUCCUGUCAAGAUAAAGGAUUACCUCCUCUUAAAAGUGUUAAAAGCCUCUCUAUCCAAGUGACUGACAUCAACGAUGUACAACCACAGUUCACCAAAGAUACAUUCCAAUUCCUCACCUACGAAAACAAAGAUAAAGACUUCCCUAUUGGUUUUGUCAAUGCCACUGACCCUGAUCUUGGAUCUGCUGGACAACUCACGUAUUCUCUGCUGCGUAAAGAAAAAUCCAAUCUCCCAUUUCUCAUCACCAGUUAUGGCUUCAUUUCAGCGACCAUGUCAUUGGACAGAGAGAAACAAGAUGUGUAUAAGUUUGAGGUUUUUGUCAAAGACAAUGGAAGCCCAUCUCUGAAUGACACAGCGAAUGUUGUUGUUGAGAUUCUAGAUCAAAAUGACAAUGCUCCGUAUUUUACAUAUCCUAGUAGUGACCCUUACACGCUAAAUGUGCAGUACCAUCCGCAGAGUAAGAGUGACAUCACAGUUUUGAGAGCCUCUGAUGGGGACAGUGGAAACAAUGCUUUCCUCAGAUAUGCAAUCAUACAAGGAAAUGAUAAACAGUUGUUUAGUAUGAACUCACACAGUGGUGCUUUAUCCUUCUCCAGACAAGUUUAUCUAAAUGAUGCUGGAAGUUAUGAGCUGGUGUUUGUUGUGAAGGACAGUGGUAGUCCAGUUCAGUCGUCAACAACUAGUGUCACUUUGGUAUUGGCUGUUAGUAAUGAGACAUCACCAAUGUCGAAGAGUGGACCUUUACAAUCUUCAGGUCGGGUCCAUAUGACAUGGGUUAUUAUCAUUGUAUCAUCAGCAGUAAUAAUAUCAGUGGCUAUUGUUGUUUCUAUAACGCUGUGUAUUAUGAAAUGUAUUAAACACAGAGAUAACACAGCUGCUGCCACAAAGAAUACAGCCUACCAAGGUAGAGCAGAGAUGAAACAAUUGUUGUACCAGACUAACACUUCUGUUGCUAUGUCGAGGAAUGCAGAAGAGAUGGUGAAGCGGAAUAUCUAUUCUGAGAGAUCCAAGAGUGAAUGUUAUGCAGAAGGUCAGCUACAGAACAAAUAUGAAUCUUCAGUUCAGUCGAGAACUUUACCAAAACCUACCCCAAAAUACUGUCAACCUGUUGUGGUGACAUCAAGUGAUGAUGCUGUGGAAGAUAAUGCUACUAUGGUUUGUAACUAUACAUCAGAUACAAUGUCAUCCAAGAGAAGUGGUAGACAUGGAGACUUGAAACAUUAUGAAGAAAUACCAGGAGUAUCAGAUCAAAGUAUUUAUAAAAACAAUGAUACAUCAACAUCAAAAGAUUCUAGUGAAGAAACACCAGUGAAACAUGUCUAAUGUUUUUAUUGUUACACCCAUUUUUUUGUUUUUUUCUUUACUGUCUAUAAAACUGCAGAUUCCAAAUAACAGUUUGCUAAAAAGCAUCAACAUUUCUCCAGUUAAAUAUGAUAUUCUGUAAUUCUACAGACUUAGAGUUUCAUAUUCAACUGAAAUAAUUAAUGUAAUUCAUAAGGAUUAUUAUUAUAAUAUUUUUAAGUUAGUAAAUGAAAAAUCAGAAUAAUCAGAUUUUUAUUGUAAUUCUGAAAUGUACGCUCCAAAUAGUAUAAUUCUAUAAAUUGAUACAAGGUUAGAAGCAGAACAAAUAUUGUUCUGUGAUUUAAAAGUUUGGUAAUUUUGAUUAAAACCUAAGCACUGAUGUUUUCUACAACUUUACCAAAUAUAAAGUAAAAACAAUAUCUAGUUAUCUGCAUUAACCUGGAGGAGGGCAUGAUUAACACCAGAUUCUUUUUUUACUGCCUCUUCAAAACAAAUCUAUGUAAAAAAAGAACCUCUUCAUUGGUCUUCUGUCACGAUCAUUCAACCAAUCAAAUCCACAAUAAAACAUAGAAAAAAUUCACUAACAAAGCUAAGCACUCACAUUGCUGAUGUUUUUAAGCCAAACAAUUAUGUUCUGUUUCACUCUGUAAUAUUGUAACUGCUCAAAUAUAUACCUAAAUAACAAACAUCAUCUUUAAGGAUAAAUACACACAGGAUAUUAUUAGGUGGAUGUACUCCUGCAAACAUACAACACAUGCAACCCUCUCCUAGCAGCAGACUCUCUGCCUGACGUGCUACACUACUCCAUCACCAUAACAGCCAUUGUCACACCAUUACAGCAGCACUUACAAUGGAUCUUUCUACAA
Molecule: messenger RNA, 3775 nt
Organism: Octopus sinensis (East Asian common octopus)
Lineage: Eukaryota; Metazoa; Mollusca; Cephalopoda; Octopoda; Octopodidae
Product: protocadherin beta-15-like
Exons: 4
Coding region: 312-2930 (872 amino acids)
Biological process (GO): homophilic cell-cell adhesion
Cellular component (GO): plasma membrane
Molecular function (GO): calcium ion binding
Source: RefSeq, a predicted model, not a curated record